Messenger RNA from Paramecium pentaurelia, 1073 nucleotides. The record is from the annotation of a GenBank genome assembly. NCBI's taxonomy places the organism in Eukaryota, Ciliophora, Oligohymenophorea, Peniculida, Parameciidae.
AAUGAUAGAUUAUGCUGGGAUUAUAAGUAUGAAAAGAGAAUAAUUUCAUGUGAAUAUUAGAAAAUAAAGAAAUGAAAAGUAAUUCAAAGAAUCAAGAAAAAAAUAUAUUCAAUCUUUAUUUUUUCAAUAAACAGAAAUGCAAGAAAUGUCCAAUACAAUUAGAGAUAAAUUAGAAAAAGGUGAAAAUCUUUAAGGAGAAGUUUUAUAGAUGAUGGUUGAUACAAUUUUAGAUGUACUUUAGAAAAAUAAUAAUAUGAAUCUAUUAGAUGUAAGGAUCAAAAUUAAUUUAGACAAUUGAUGCAGCUGUUUGGAUGUUAAAAUCUAUAGAAGAAUAAACUUAUGAGGAUGAAUUAAGUGAUAAUUUAAAAAUGUUAAGAAUUGUAGAUAAAAUGAUAUUAUAUUCAUAAGGAUAUGAGAUUGAUAAUGAACCACUUAAUUCUUAAAUCAUUAUAUAUGCUGCUAAAGUUAGUUUAUAUUCUUAACUAGUUCCUCAAAUAUUGGACUUAAAUGGAGGAUAAAUCAUUAUAUCUUAAAUUUGGAGAAAUUGCAGAAACUAUAUAUUUCUUACUUAAUAAAUAAGAAUAGAUGUUUAUUAAGAGAGGAGCAGAUAUAUUGUAUAAUAUGGCAUUAAUUGAAAAUGGAAAGAUAUUAAAUUAGAUACAUGAACUCACAAUUUUUGGUCAAAAAUUAGUUAAACCUAUUUGUACUAUAUUAAAAACAAAUCACAAUAUAAAAAUCUUAUCUACUUUAUGGAGAGUAGUUUUAUAAACAUUUUUAGAUUAAGAUAGAAAUGGACAAUUAUAAUAUGUCAAUUUUAAUAUCUAAGAAAAUUAAGAAAAUAUUAGUUUUUUUAAUUUGUUAAUAAAUUAGGUUAUAGAAUCAGAACAAUAAAAUCUAAAAUUGUUUAAAAAUUAAAUGCAUUUGAUUCAGCAAAUACUUGAUUAUUAUUAAUCAGAAAAUGAAUAAAUCUAUGAAGAGUUCAAGUAAUUGCUAAUUACAUCUCAAUUUUCUAUUAAAUUGAAAGAUCUCUGGUUAUUUCAUAAAUGGAAUUCUAUAGCAACAACUGCACAUGA